Molecule: messenger RNA, 1869 nt
Organism: Mangifera indica (mango)
Lineage: Eukaryota; Viridiplantae; Streptophyta; Magnoliopsida; Sapindales; Anacardiaceae
Product: DELLA protein GAI1-like
Exons: 1
Coding region: 191-1804 (537 amino acids)
Biological process (GO): regulation of DNA-templated transcription
Cellular component (GO): nucleus
Molecular function (GO): sequence-specific DNA binding; DNA-binding transcription factor activity
Source: RefSeq, a predicted model, not a curated record
ACAUCUACUUCAGCUUCCUUUCACUCUUUUCUCCUCUCUUUCACUUGUCACUUUCCACUCCCCCUUUCUCUAUGGCCGCGCAGGCGGCGCCAUCAAAGUAUUAGUGUAACCCAUAAUUUCAGCCCUUUCCAUUUCCAAAUCUGAUCAAAAUUCAAAACCAGCACUUGUAUUUUAUUAUUCCAAAUAAUAAAUGGGUACUUACGAUUCAGCUACUUCCACUGGAAGCAGCAGUGGAAGCUCUUCCUGUUCGGCAACCAAACCACCCGCUGGCAUCGAUGGGUUACUUGCCGGAGCUGGUUACAAGGUUCGAUCUUCCGAGCUCCGUCAGGUGGCUCAGAGCCUUGAACGACUUGAACCCGUCAUGAUCAACUCUCCCGCUGAUAUCUCCGUUCUCACCUCUGAUACCGUCCAUUACAAUCCCUCCGAUCUCGCCUCCUGGGUUGAGACUCUCUUAUCCGAAUUUAACCAGCCCGUCACUGUACCAACCGAUCUACCGGAAAUUCCCCAUCUAAUGGCUGGCUCCGACCCGGCGCCAAAUCCAACGGUGGUGGAUAAUUACUUGGCCGACAGAAUAAUUCCGUCUCAACCGCAUGAGCAUAGUAUUCCUCCGCAACAGCAGCAGUUGAUGGUGGUUACAGCUAUGGAAGAAGAUUCUGGAAUAAGACUGGUACAUAUGUUGUUGACUUGUGCAGAGUUAGUGCAACAUGGAGAGCUGGCAUUGGCUGGUUCCCUCUUUGAAGAAAUGAAGGGCCUGCUAAUUCAUGUUAACACCGGCUGCGGAAUCGGUAAAGUGGCUGGGUACUUCAUCGACGCGUUGAGCCGCCGGAUUGUCGGAGUCGGUGGCUCCGUCUGCAGUUCCACUUACGAACAUGAGAUUUUAUAUCAUCACUUCUACGAGGCCUGUCCUUACUUAAAAUUCGCUCAUUUCACCGCUAAUCAGGCGAUUUUAGAAGCUUUCGACGGUCACGAUUGUGUCCACGUUAUUGAUUUUAAUUUGAUGCACGGUUUGCAAUGGCCGGCAUUGAUUCAGGCAUUGGCUUUGCGUCCAGGUGGGCCUCCCUUGUUACGUUUAACCGGCAUUGGCCCACCGUCACCGGACGGGCGUGACUCUCUCAGAGAAAUCGGCUUGCGGCUUGCGGAAUUGGCGCGGUCCGUGAAUAUCAGGUUCGCUUUUCGUGGCGUUGCUGCUUCGCGCCUGGAGGAUGUGAAGCCGUGGAUGCUCCAGGUUAGCCCAAAGGAAGCCUUGGCGGUCAACUCAAUCAUGCAGCUGCAUAAACUACUCCGUUCGGACCCCGUCCGGAAUUCACCAAUAGAAACGGUACUGGGUUGGAUCCGAAGCUUGAACCCGAAAAUCAUGACAGUAGUUGAGCAAGAAGCGAAUCAUAACCAACCCGAAUUCUUGGACCGGUUCACUACGGCUUUGUACUAUUACUCAACCAUGUUUGACUCACUGGCGGCUUGUUCGCUUCAGCCGGAGAAGGCCAUGGCGGAGAUUUAUAUACAGAGAGAGAUAUGUAACGUUCUGUGUUGCGAGGGAGCAGCUAGAGUGGAGAGGCACGAGCCACUGACAAGGUGGCGGACACGGCUUGCGGAAGCCGGUUUUAGGCCGUUACAUCUGGGAUCUAAAGCGUUUAGGCAAGCCAGUAUGCUUCUCACGCUUUUCUCGGCGGUGGGAUAUCGGGUUGAGGAAAAUGAAGGGUUUUUGACGCUGGGUUGGCACAACUGCCCUCUCAUCGCGGCUUCGGCUUGGCAACUAAAGCCGGAUCCCAACAUUAAUCAGCUCCUCAAUUAUAGUAAUAAAUAAUGUAAAUAUGAAUUAUGCUCUUUGUAUUUACCAGUCUUUUUUAAAUCAGGCCAGUUAUUUUAUUA